Cornus florida is the source of this 1736-nucleotide messenger RNA. RefSeq names its product methylthioribose kinase-like. The record is from RefSeq and is a predicted model, not a curated record. NCBI's taxonomy places the organism in Eukaryota, Viridiplantae, Streptophyta, Magnoliopsida, Cornales, Cornaceae. The coding region runs from base 211 to 1476 and encodes 421 amino acids. Gene Ontology annotation, molecular function: S-methyl-5-thioribose kinase activity. The transcript is spliced from 6 exons.
AUUGUCCAAGAAAAGGUCCAGGUUCAAUCUAUCCCUAAUUCCAUUUCCCUAAACAUUUUGGGACCCAAUUGACUCAUCUUUGGAAUUUGAUUCUCUCUCUUUCAUAAGUACAUUUCUCAUGCCUCUUCCAUUCCCAAAAGUCCUAAAUAGUUAAGACCUGCCACACCCACCUCCGUCUGAUACAAACAGCGCCACCAACCUCCACCGCUAAUGGCGUCGGCGGACGACGGUUUCCGGCCACUGGACGAGAAGUCCCUCAUAGAGUACAUAAAGGCCACGCCUUCUUUAUCUUCCAAGCUCGGCAACCACUUCGAUGAUUUGCAAGUCAAAGAAGUGGGUGAUGGCAAUCUCAACUUCGUCUACAUCGUUGUUGGAGGCUCUGGUUCUUUUGUCAUCAAGCAGGCUCUUCCAUACAUACGAUGCAUAGGGGAAUCAUGGCCAAUGGCAAAGGAGCGUGCUUACUUUGAGGCUACAGCACUGAACGAGCAUGGUCGUUUAUGCCCUGGUCAUGUUCCAGAAGUUUAUCAUUUUGACCGGGCUAUGUGUUUGAUUGGUAUGCGUUAUUUGGAGCCUCCACAUAUAAUUUUGAGGAAAGGGUUGAUUGCUGGACAUGAGUACCCGUUGCUUGCAGAACACAUGUCAGAAUAUAUGGCAAGGACUCUUUUCUUCACAUCCCUUCUUUAUCGUACUACCACGGAGCACAAACGAGAAGUUGCUGAAUUUUGCGGAAAUGUGGAGUUAUGCAGGCUCACUGAGCAGGUUGUGUUUUCUGAUCCUUAUAAAGUAUCUCAAUAUAACCAUUGGACCUCCCCAUAUCUUGAUCAUGAUGCUGAGGCAGUUCGGGAGGAUAAUGCUUUGAAACUUGAAGUUGCUGAGUUGAAAUCCAUGUUCUGUGAGAGAGCGCAAGCCCUUGUACAUGGUGAUCUCCAUACUGGUUCUGUCAUGGUUACUCAUGAUUCAACCCAAGUUAUAGAUCCAGAAUUUGCUUUCUAUGGACCAAUGGGGUUUGAUAUUGGAGCCUUUCUAGGAAACUUGAUUCUGGCUUUCUUUGCCCAAGAUGGACAUGCAAAUCAGAGCAAUGACCGAAAAACAUAUAAAGAGUGGAUUCUGAGGUCAAUAGAAGACACAUGGAAUCUGUUUGAAAAAAAAUUUACUGCUCUUUGGGAUGAACACAGAGAUGGCUCCGGCGAGGCUUAUCUUUCAGAAAUUUAUAAUAACCCUGAGCUUCAGCAGCUUGUUAAACAGACAUUCAUGAAAGGUUUACUCCAAGAUACUCUUGGAUUUGGAGCCGCCAAAAUGAUAAGGAGAAUUGUUGGGGUAGCUCAUGUCGAGGAUUUUGAAUCAAUCACCGAUGCUGGUGUACGAGCAGAUUGUGAGCGGCGGGCUCUAAACUGCGCCAAGAUGCUGCUGAAGAAAAGGCGAGAAUUUCAGGCUAUCAAUGAAGUUGUUUCAGCCAUUCAGCAAAUCCAUUCAUGAUAAUGUUCUUCGUAAUAUCGAUUAUUUGGCAUGAAUUUUGGGUUCUCCCAGAUAAGCUUCAGCAUUUUUAUGUAUCGGUAAAUUGCUUGCUUCAAUUAUUGUCACCUUUUUUGUGUUUAAAUGAUAUUGUAAGAUUUGCUGUUUGUACUGUUAUCUUCAUUACAGGGUGCAGGUGUCACGGGGUUUAACUAUAAUUUGAUUUGUUUACCAAUAGCCAUGUAAGUGGUAUUAAUCAACAUUAAAAGUUUUUUGGUUUUUAA